Messenger RNA from Penicillium subrubescens, 1659 nucleotides. Its product is annotated as Zn(II)2Cys6 transcription factor domain-containing protein. Bases 1 to 1659 code for a protein of 552 amino acids. The transcript is spliced from 4 exons. Gene Ontology annotation, biological process: regulation of DNA-templated transcription. The record is from RefSeq and is a predicted model, not a curated record. Gene Ontology annotation, molecular function: DNA-binding transcription factor activity, RNA polymerase II-specific; zinc ion binding. Lineage: Eukaryota; Fungi; Ascomycota; Eurotiomycetes; Eurotiales; Aspergillaceae.
AUGAUUCGCCCCCACUUUGACCCACCAGCAGAUUGUCCCAAUGCGCGAUCUCGUAUCCCUCGAUGCUUCUGCAAGUACCAAGCCACCCGCCUCGGCCUUUACGCUGACGAGGAAAUGGUAGGUGUUGGUGGUCGUAGCAAGGGCUGCAAGACCUGUCGGCGCCGAAGAGUCAAAUGCGACGAAGCAAAGCCAGGCUGCGAGCGCUGUCGAAAAGCCGGCUAUGAAUGCGAAGGCUAUGUACAGUUUGCCGAGUUUGUCGAUGUAACAAGCCAAUUGACAGGCAAAGAGUCGCUGAAACCUAAAAGGAAUAAUGGGCCCAGCCUACGUCCCAGUGCUAGCACUGCCAGCCCGAGCUCGGAAGGCUCAGUCCUCGAGCUACCGGUGAUGCCCAUAUCAGUCAAUCCAGCAUGGAACGAGCACAGUAUCUUCACAUCGCAUUUGGUGAGCAGAUUGUUCACCUGGCAUGAUGAUGCAAGCUCAUCACAGGCGGCAUCGUGGAUCGAAAGACUGUUUUCACGCACAGAAGACCAAGCCGCACUAUCUUUUACGUCGGUCCGUGCACUGGCUACAACCUAUUUUGCAAAGGUCAAUCACAACAGUGAACUGAUGCGAAAGGGCGCGGGCUUCUACUCCAGAGCGCUCCGGGCUCUUCGUUCAGAUUUGGAAGACCCGAAUCUCGUCUUAGAGGAUGAUUUGAUAGUUUCAAUUAUUUGUAUGUCCAUCUACGAGAUGGUGACUUUCACGCAGCCCACAGGGUGGCUGCAUCAUUAUAAGGGCUUGGCACGACUGACAGCCAUGAGAGGCCCAUAUCGUCACCAAUCGGGCGUUUCAUUGGCGUUACUUCCGACUCUAAGGCCAUGUUUUGCCGUUGGAUACCUCGUCGAACGAAAGCAUUGCUUUCUUGAAUCUCCAGAAUGGAAAACCAUCCCCUGGGCCAAGUGCGACUUAACCACCAGAACGCCCUCAGACGAGCUUCACGAUUUCCUGUGCGAUCUUCCUGGGAUUACGGAAGAUGCCGACAGGAUAUUAAAGUGGAACUCGAAUGAGUCGGGAAUGGAAAAGUUCAAGGGAUCCUUCUGCUCGCGAGUCCUUGCAACACUGGAAGCACUCUAUUCCUGGCGCUGGGACUGGGAGCAUAAAUUUCCCAGUUCCACAUCCCUGAUCUCACCCGCGGACCUCGACCACGAGACAUCUCUGCGUCUACCCCCGAGCCCGUUCAAAAGCAUCAUCUGGUUUACCAGUCCCCAUCGUGCUGCAGAGCUGAUGAGUUACAACGUGAUCCGAUUGAUAGCUACCAGAGCCCUUGAGGUGGUGGGUGUACAAAUUGACAUGCCUUCUUCCGAUAUCCCAAUCAGUGAUCCCCUUCUGCCCAUGGAAGGGAACAGACAUGAUGUUGCCGUCGAGAUAUGCCGAAUGGCAGACUAUCAUCUUCACGCGUUCCGUCAGAGCUCCGGGGCAUUUAUGCUCAUAUUCCCACUCAAUGUUGCCUAUCUUCAUUUGAGUCAAGAUAGUGGUCAGAUUAAGCCGUGGCUUGAGGCUGUAAUAUCCGUUGUUGCAGACUUGCACGGUUUUGAGCUUGGCCGGAGGGAGAAUAUGCCACGUCAAAGUGUGAAGGUGCGUUCCCUUUUCUCGAGAAAUAUGGGAAGGGUGGAUUUCUAA